CGUCUUCAAGUAACUUAAAGAAGUCCAGACGCUUUUCUUUGCAAGCUCCUUUGACUCUCCUGCUGGGUUAUACCAGCUUACAUCCUCUUAGACCGGGACCAACUGUUCAAAUCCUCAGAGUCUAAAGAAUCCUGCAGACUGUGGAAUCUUCAGCAGAAUCCUCCAUGUCAUCCUGAAACCAAACUGACUGAAAGUGUGGAGCAGACACAGUGGACAGGAAUGCAUCCAGCUGUGUUUCCUGCAUCCUCCAGUCUGGAUUGUCCUGCAGUCACAGUGAAGGUGUUCAAUCCACAGUCUGCAGCACAGAACUGAAUGAAGCACAAGCUUGAAGAAAUUCAAUGAAGAGUUUAUGUUUAUAAUGCUGUGAGUGUGAAUGCUUGUCUGUCUGUGUGAGUUAACCCUGUAACAGACUGCCAACCUGUCCACGUGUUACUCCACAGAGUAACUCUGGUGGACAGAGCAGAGUGGAUGGGUUAGUCUGUUUUUCAUCUUGUCGUGAUCAAAACGAUGUACCAUUAAACAUGAAUGUGUUUACUGUCUAUACUCUGUACAGUAGAGCAGAGGCCUGUCAAAGACUCCUGGUGAUGUCUGGAAUAUGAAGAAGGGGAGGGACGUCAAGCUUUACUUAUAACUAUAUUUUAAAACUGUUCACAGUUUCCUUGCUGAUCAGGACCUCCUCCAUGCUCACUCAUACUAUUCCAGUGUUAUUAAGUGAUAGUUCAGCUGGUUACUGAUGCUUGUUUUGCACUAUCUGGAUAGAUUUUAUUUACAAUGGCUACACCCACCAAAGGGCGUUUUAUGUCAAUUAACAGAAACCUCGUAUAUAAAAGUGCUCUGGAACAAGGUGGGAGCUCGGCACAGCGUUCACAUCCCCAAAAAAGAGUGUUCAACAAUGAGCAGUCCCUAUUCACCGUUUCAGUUUAACUCCCGGGCAGCCCCACAAAUCAACCAAUCAACAUUCAGCAAUUGCUUCCGGUACAAUGGGAAGUCUGUGGGGUGAAGGCACGGGGAGCGCAUCUCGAUGUUGUCCAGCUGUUCUUCUGGUUAGAACUCCAUCAUCUGAAAUCUCAGGGACGUUUCUUCAUAUUUUGGAUCAAGGAAACUUUCAGCCUGUCAGAUCAGAUGUCUUCAAGAAGGAAACCUGCGAAUGCUGCAGCAUUUCUGAUAAUUCUGAUGAAAGUCUUUAGUGGUCUCGGUCUCUCGUGCCAUCAAGGAGAGUAUCAGAUAGGAAAUGAAUGCUGUCCAAAUUGUCUUGCAGGAAAUCGAGUGAAAAGUCACUGCACUGUAGAAUCAAGUACUUCCUGUCUGCCCUGCAUGACUGGAACCUACACUGAUCAACCUAAUGGACUGGAACGAUGUCAUCACUGUACAAUCUGUGACUCGGGUUCUGGUCUCAGAAUAAAGACACCGUGUACAGUAACAUCAGAUGCACUCUGUGAACCUCUGGAGGGAUUCUACUGUGUCCACCCUACAGGACACAGCUGUGAGAGAGCACAGGAACACAAACACUGUAAACCAGGACAGUACAUCAGUCAGAAUGGAACAGCCUCCACAGACACUGAGUGCUCUGACUGCAGCAGUGGAACAUUUUCAAAUGGAACAUUUCACUCCUGUCAGCAACACACACAAUGUCACUCACUCAACCUUCAGCAGAUAACAGCAGGAACAUCUGCAGCUGACUCUCAGUGUGGAGAAAAAAGUAAUCAUAUGACACUGGUUGUCAUUAUCACUGUGAUGCUCUCAGUAGUUGUCAUUAUUGCUGCAGUGUUAUUACUACGGCAUUACAAAAUGAAGGGGUUUUGGAGUGUAAAUACAGAAGAUGUUGUAAAAUGAUGACAUCCAAAGUGUGGACCAUCAUGAAGGACAAUAGACAGGAAACGAUCGGCUCUCUGCAGAAUAAACCUGUCCUAGAAGGAGGACGGUGACAGGUUGUGUUUGCAGUGGACAGAAAUAAAGAAGCUGAGCGUCCUGCAUCGCUCCGGUCUGGAUUAUGAUGAUUCAUAAUUCAGUUCAGGUGCUUCACAAACAAAAGCAAUUCCUUUGAAAAUCAUCAAAUACAAGGACUGCACUGAAAACAAGUGAGAAUUCAGCCAACUUCAGUAAUUCUCCAAACAUGGCUGCUGGUUAGUUUUCCACCUGUGUUUACGUCCAAAGAUCUACACAUCUGUAUGUUUCAGCUUUGUCCUUCUGUCACAACAUUGUUCAUCUUCAUCUUAACUUCCUGCUAGCUUCUAUCAUGGUUAAAGUUCAUGAGUCAUCGGGACAUCCAACAAUGAUGGUGUUACUGGAGCUGAGUGAAGUUUGAUGGCUUUAUUAUCCACGCUGUGACACAUGGCAGCUGUCACAGCAGAACACAUGAAGUCAGCAGGUGUGUUUAAAUUUAGGCUCUGCUUCAUCUGAAGGUCGAUUACAUCACACCAAGGCGACGAAGCCCAUCCAGAAUCCAAGGCUCCUACAAACGUGUCCUCCUUCUCCCUGGAUUUGAAGGACAAGUCGGUCCACCCGAUCCCAGGAUUCAUUGCAGCGUGGUGGUGGAACAUAAAUUUUGGUCCAGAGAUGGAGCAGCACUCUCUCUCUCUGAGUCUCUGAUGCUGUU
This is a messenger RNA of Maylandia zebra (zebra mbuna), 2596 nucleotides long. Lineage: Eukaryota; Metazoa; Chordata; Actinopteri; Cichliformes; Cichlidae. The record is from RefSeq and is a predicted model, not a curated record.